CACCUCCCUCCUUUUAGCGGCCAUAGGCACGCGAGCUCCCUGCUCCUUCAUUUUGCUGCUUUAUUCUACACUGAAUCUGCUCCUCGCACCGCUGCUGUCAGGCUUGAACCUCGCCGUCAAGGCCUAGGCGGUCAGCUCGCCCCGCUUGACGUGCUGCCUGCACCAUGAAGAAGCAUUCGGCCAUCAGCCAAACCCAGUCUCAGACACUGGAACAUGCACGCUAUGGCCAGGUCCGCGAUAUCGCCAAGCAGCGUCGAAACUUGCUCCAGAACCCUCGCAAUGCUCUACAAGAAGCAACACGAGAGCGGCCGCCUCCCAAGCAUCUGUCGCCUCGAGAUUUUCAAAUUGAAUUGUUCAAACGAGCUCAGGAGCAGAAUACAAUCGCUGUUUUGGAUACAGGUAGUGGCAAGACGUUUAUCGCAGCAAUGUUGCUGAAGGAGCAUAUCCUCGGCGAGUUGGCAGCCCGAGAGCUCCACGCUAGAGAACUACUGCGGCAGCGAGAGCCAAACGAUCCAACUGUACCUCAUCGACCCCGAAAACUGGCCUUCUUCCUCGUAGACAAGGUUGCACUUGCUAUGCAACAAUCAGAGUUCCUCCAAUCUUCCUGUCCAGGCGAAAUUGGUUUCCUCUACGGUGCACUCGGCGUUGAUAACUACUCCAAGACUCAAUGGAUCGACAUCUACGACAAACAUCAUGCUAUUGUCAUGACUGCUCAGAUUCUCGUGACGUGUCUAGCGCGUGGCUUCAUCAGUAUGUCAGAGAUCUCGUUGCUCAUCUUUGACGAGUGUCAUCAUGCCGCUUCAAAUCAUCCAUUCGCUCUCAUCCUACGUGUCUACCACGAAGCAAAACAUGAUGACAGGCCGCGAAUUUUCGGCAUGACGGCAAGUCCAGUAUCAUCACGCAAGACGCCCCUCACAGUGAUUGAGAAGCUUGAAGCAACCAUGGAUGCGCGUGUCUGUACGCCCAGCCUCAGCUCGAGUCUGUCAAGUUUGGUUGUGAGACCUGAGGAAAUCAUUCUACGAUACGAUACCAUGGUGCCCGAGGACUUUGGAAUGGAGGUGGAUACAUACAGCCUGCGCAAGGGCGCAUCAUUCAACAAGAGCUUCAAAAAGUUGGUUGCUAGUGCAGAAUACGUCACGACUGAAUUAGGGCCUUGGGCUCGUGAGCGAUGCUGGAAGAUGCUUGUCCAAGAUGCAACAGACAAGUCGGAAGCUAAAUCGAUAUACAAGGAACGGGAGGGAGAAAAUCUUCAAGAAACGAAAGACAUGCUGCUUGAUGCGACCAAGAUUGUUGAUCAGCGAGAGGACGAGGUGAUUCAAGACCCUGUCUUGUCGCCCAAGGUAUCGCUGAUGUUGGAAUUGCUCAAUGAAAUCUACAGCGGCGCUGAGAAACGUGGCGAACCUAUUCCAGUCGUCUUGCUGUUCUGCGAGCGACGCGUGACGGCUUAUUUGCUACUCAGUCUUGUCGCUGAAAUCGUCAAAGACAAGAUGCAUCCUAACAUCAAGCCUUCCAUUUUUAUUGGGCAAGGUGGCGCCGACGAUGCGGGCGUAUCGAUGCUGAUUCGUCGACAGGUCUUCGUCGUGGAUUCAUUCCGACGCGGUGACUUCAACUUACUCUUUGCUACAAGCGUUGCAGAAGAAGGCAUUGACAUACCUGCCUGCAACUAUGUCAUACGGUUUGAUGCCUUUUCCAAUGUCGCACAGUACAUUCAAUCGCGUGGCCGGGCUCGACACCCUGGCAGUCGAUUCAUCAUGUUUCUCGAAAACAAUGCACCGAAGGCUGAGCAAGCAUUGUUGGACGUCAAAGUGGCUGAAGCUCGCAUCAGAGAAGUAUGCUCACAACUGCCAGAGGACCGUGUAGUUAGUGGCGUUGACGUCGAGAUGGGAAACUUGGAUGAUCAGGAAGAUGAUGCAUCUUUGGUGGCACAUCACUUCGAAGGACAAGCAAAUCCAUUACCUGAGUUUGCAGCGCUCAACGUCGUCAGUGCUUUCUGCAACUCACUUGGCACGAAUGACUUUGUCAUCAUGGCACCCACGUAUAAAGUCUCAGGGAGUGGUAUUCAAUGGCAAGGAUCUUGCACAUUGCCUGCCAUUUGUGGCAUUCCACCUGUAACAGGUCUUGUUCGAAAGAGCAGAAGAAGCGCGAAGUCUAGUGCAGCGCAUGCGGCUGUUGCUGCACUUGUCCAACGGAAGCUCGUUGAUGAAUACUACAAUCCGUUCAAGCCAGAAGUAAAUGAAGAAGUGGAUACAAAUGACGAAGCACUCCUCUUUCGCUCUCGUGAUCAAUGGCCUAUACGCAAACCACGACUAUGGCAGCCAAGAGUGGCAGAACGCUUCUUUGUCGCUCGAGUUACGACAGAUCGAGCAGAUGGUCACUAUGCACCUUUGCUCUUCAUCACAAAGGACGCACCUAUGCCACAGCUUCCUCUAGUUGAAUUCUCACAUGAAGGAAGAGCAUUCAGAAUGCAGGUACUCAUACUGGAAGGAUCAAUCACAUCGACUUCUGAGCGUCUCGCAGUCAUGAUUCAGUUUACGAGGCGACUGCUACGUUUCUCUAUCCACAAGCACUUUAUAGCAGACGAUCCAGGAGAUUAUCCCUGGUUCAUUGGCCUUGAUACUGGUACUGGCACACUCGAGGCAGAGGCUGCUAUCUCAUGGCAGGACAUGGAACACUGUGCUAUUGACCGGAGUGAGCAGCUCAAUCCAGCCUUGUCUCGAUACAAUCUUCACGACGCUCUUGUUCGAGAAGUCCUCCACAAUGCAGAUUACCAGUUUUGCGGAUUCGAUGCGUCCAUGACGGCAGACUCCAAGAUACCAGAGCACGAUGCUCGCUUCGACGCGAGUGCCCCCGAUACGACUUUGCGAGAAUUCUACACUACCAUCGAGCCAGACCAGCAAAUUGUUGAGGGCCAAAAAGUGAUUCAUGCUCGCAGAUUGUACAAAGGCUUCAACUACCUCGCUCCACCUGCCUCUCGGAAACGCAGUGCUGACGAGAUGGAGUCGACGGGAAAAAAGAUACGCAAACGGGAUGUUUACUUUUUGCCACAAUUCUGCAAAUUGGUCAAUAUGAAGGCCUCUGUUGUGUUGAUGGGUCGUUUGCUGCCAAGUCUGACGCUUCGACUUGAGACCCUGCUAUUGGCAGACGAAGUCAACAAGCAAUUGGGUACGUCGAUCCGUCUUGACUUGCUAGCAACAGCCAUCACAGCACGACAGGCAAAUCACGGUCAUGACUAUGAACGUCUUGAAUUUCUUGGUGAUGCCUUCCUGAAACAAAUUGCUACGGUUGCCGUCUAUCUCAAAUUCCCACACCAUCCAGAGGGCUUGCUGACGUCUGCCCGAACGGCCAUCAUCUCUAACACAAACCUACGCAAGUUGAGCAUCAAACUUGGCUUCCCAGCAGUGAUGCGCACAGUGCCCAUGUCGCGGCCCAAGUGGCGAUAUACAAACAAGGUUGUGGAACCACAAGUGCUUUCGCCUGUCGAGACGACGCAUCGCUUGGGAUUCAAACAAGUGGCUGAUGUGGUUGAAUCUAUUCUGGGUGCUGCCUUCAAGUCGGGUGGGUUCGAUUUGGGCCUCCAAGCAGCUGUGGCAAUGGGUAUUGAAAUGUUUGGCAUCAACUCUUGGGAAGCAGCACGAGCAUUGUACAGCGCUUCGCCGCCACCAUUUUUGCAGCGCGCUCGAACAGUGGACGGCGAGCAGCAAGUGACGAGCAUAUUCGGCUAUCAGUUUGCCAAUAAUGGCUUGCUUGAGCAAGCCUUGCGACAUGGGUCUUGCCACAUUGACGCUGAUGAUCCUGUACCAUCUUAUGAACGGCUUGAGUUGCUUGGCGAUGCUGUGCUCGAUAUUGAAGCGGCUUCGCUCGUCUAUGACCGUUACCCGUCUUACGGUCCCGAUCAGCUGUCCAAUCUGAAGUCAUACAUUGUCUGCAAUAAGACACUUGGCGAGGUGUGUGAAGUGAUUGGCUUGCAAAAGUAUCUGAAGCAAUUCAAUGGAGGCGUUCUGCUUGCACUUGCCGAAUAUGCGACCCGAGCACGGUUUCAGAGGCAGCGAAAGCAAAAGAAUGGCACAAAGGCAGAAGACGAUAUCGCCUCAAUAGUUGCGCCAAAGUUCAUGAGUGACAUGAUUGAAUCAGUCAUUGGAGCCAUCUUUGUCGAUUGUGGAUUUCGCAAUGAGCCAAUUAACAGGAUUUUGCACAAUGUUCUCUUGCCAACACUGGAUCUGGACGCUGCAGCUUCCAUCAAGGCACCAAAGCCAGCCAUGACAUUGCUGUCGGAGUAUUUCCAGAAGUAUCCUUGCAAUGCUGCCGAGUUGCAUAGAGAUGUCGACAAGGACGAAACAGCCCUGAACGCACACAUUGCCGUGCGAGGCCAGCAUACUGAGCAGAAGAGUAAGCUGACAUUGCUGAUUCAUGGCAAGCAACUCCUUCAGAUCGUCGAGCAAUCUCUGGCAAUGGCAAAGUUGGCACUAGCGAACGAAGCGUUGACAUUGCUAAGAGACAACCAGUGGAUGAAGCAAGUGUGUGAUUGUGCAGAGAAGACGUUGGCCAAAAAACUUGCGGCAGCUGAUCCAAUGGACAUCGAAAAGCUUGGCGAGAGUAGCGCAGAUGAGGCAGAUGAGUGAUUGCGAUCCGCCAUCAAAGCAUAUCAUGACAUUUCAAGCAUUUAUAGAAUCCAGCAUAAAGUAGCACGAGCCUUUAAAAUUCUGCUGAUUGCGCUGUGCUUCUGGGCUCUUUU
This is a messenger RNA of Protomyces lactucae-debilis, 4732 nucleotides long. RefSeq lists its product as uncharacterized. The record is from RefSeq and is a predicted model, not a curated record. Gene Ontology annotation, biological process: RNA processing. NCBI's taxonomy places the organism in Eukaryota, Fungi, Ascomycota, Taphrinomycetes, Taphrinales, Protomycetaceae. The transcript is spliced from 2 exons. Gene Ontology annotation, molecular function: nucleic acid binding; ATP binding; ribonuclease III activity. The coding region runs from base 165 to 4619 and encodes 1484 amino acids.